Molecule: messenger RNA, 687 nt
Organism: Cryptococcus wingfieldii CBS 7118
Lineage: Eukaryota; Fungi; Basidiomycota; Tremellomycetes; Tremellales; Cryptococcaceae
Product: vesicle transporter SEC22
Exons: 5
Coding region: 1-687 (228 amino acids)
Biological process (GO): endoplasmic reticulum to Golgi vesicle-mediated transport; vesicle fusion with Golgi apparatus; retrograde vesicle-mediated transport, Golgi to endoplasmic reticulum
Cellular component (GO): ER to Golgi transport vesicle membrane; Golgi membrane; endoplasmic reticulum membrane
Molecular function (GO): SNAP receptor activity
Source: RefSeq, a predicted model, not a curated record
AUGGUCAAAUCAACGACUAUAUUCAGAGUCCAUGACGCUCUGCCUCUCGCCGCCAGCGUCGACGACGAAUCAACGGAAAAAGCUCUGACAGAAUACAAGCAACAAUCAAAACUCAUCUUCCGCCGUUUGAAUUCCAAUUCUGAGCCUGCUUGCUCCAUCGAGUCUGGUGCUUACACUCUACACUACUUGAUCGUCGACAAGGUCAUAUACAUGUGUAUCUGUGACAACAGCUAUCCCCGAAAGCUUGCAUUCUCUUACCUCGAUGAACUGUCGAAAGAAUUCCAACGGAGCUAUGGGGAUAAGAUUGAUAGUGCUACUCGCCCGUACGCAUUCAUGGGAUUUGAUACAUUCAUUGGCAAGACCACUCGGCUCUACCGCGAUUCACGUUCCCUCACACAACCCGGCGCCGGUCCCUCCUCUUCCAAAGCGCCGGGCACGCAGUUGGACCAACUGAAUGAGAACCUGAAGGACGUGACUCAAAUCAUGACCAAGAACAUGGAGGAUCUGCUUUGGAGAGGUGACAGUCUUGAUAGGAUGUCUCAACUUUCAACAUCCCUCCGCUCCGAGUCCGCUAAAUACCGCAAGGCGGCUCGUCAGAUCAACAUCGACGCGUUGAUACGCAAGUGGGCGCCUGUCGGAGGAAUCGGUUUCUUCUUCAUUCUGUUCAUCUGGUGGAGGUUCUUCUAA